AUGCCUAACCGUCAAUUUAACCCUCAUCACAAUCCCUCCCCAAUAACCGCGCCCCCUGUACUUCUCGAUAGUCCCACCACAUCAUACAUUGACGAACUACUUGCAACAACACCACUUCCUCCUCCUGGUCCAGCGUACUAUCUUGCGAGAAGGAAAUUGUGGCUGACCCCCCGAUCUCCGCGGGUUCCCUGUCUACCAGAUUAUUCUGCGUCGCGUCAAAGACUCCAAGCAGUCCUUAGCGAACCAAACGUCGUCCACGACGAUGAUGCCUGGCGGAGCGGCAUCGAGAAAGUUUGGAAUGGGCUGUCUGGCGGCGGAAAGCUCAAGCACAGACUUCCCAUGAGUCUCAUUAUCAAAAUUGUGCAUGCGGCGUGGCUUCGUGACGAAACGUGGCCAGCGGGAUAUGAAGCCCCAGAGCCUGAUGAUGAGUUGGCCGACGAUGUCAACAUUGAUUCUAUUCUACCUUCGAGCUCUGCUCAGGUGUAUACCCCGACAUCCCACACCGAUUAUUCGUCUGAACCAGCACCCAUACUUAAGGAUGCCAACGACAGCGUGGAGAUGCGUCCAUUUUAGCCGUUGCUGGAA
Messenger RNA from Laccaria bicolor S238N-H82, 585 nucleotides. RefSeq lists its product as uncharacterized. Bases 1 to 573 code for a protein of 190 amino acids. NCBI's taxonomy places the organism in Eukaryota, Fungi, Basidiomycota, Agaricomycetes, Agaricales, Hydnangiaceae. The record is from RefSeq and is a predicted model, not a curated record. The transcript is spliced from 2 exons.